AUACCAGUUACACUAAUUCCUAAAUUUGUAGAUAUACUGUACUGUACAGUCGGACACUCUGUAACGCGGUACUCCCAUAACGACGACUAAAAAUUGCGCCAUGCGUAUGACGUGAUGAAGAAAUUGCUGGAAAUGACUCAUUUCUGAUAUGAAAAUAUGCGUACGUUUGAAUUGACUCGAAACUCAGUUUUGCAUUAACUCUUGUGCGACAAGGAGGGAUUGUUUACAGUGUGCAUUAUGUAAAAGUUAUUAUCGUGGAACGCAUAUUAUUUUAUCAUACUAAAAAAAGAUCACAUAUUUAUUUAGUUAUAGUUUUUUUUUUGCGCUUUUGGAUUCAUAUAACGCGAAAUCUGUAUAACACGGAACGUGUAUCUCACGUUAUAGGCAGUCCUACUGUAUUGUACCAUAUACUGUGUUGCAAGGAGAAACUAGACUAUUAAUAAAACAAAUCAGAGAAAGAGAUUAAAUUUCGCAAAAGAUAAUAAAAAUAAGAUGUAAAAGAGAAGUAAAUAUCAAUAAAGAUAUUUGAGAUAUAACUAUGUAUUCAAAUAAAAGUAAAUUAACAUGUUUAGUUCAGAUGGAUACAAUUACGUGCAAAGAUAUAAAACUUAUGUCCAACAGUAAAUCACGGAUUUUAUAAAAUAUAUAUAAACAUAUAUCAACCAUACAUAACAAAUAUAAACAUAUGUGUAUGUAUGUGUGCUUAAGUUAUUUACAAAAUUGAGCGUAAAAUUUAAAAAAAAAAAUUAUUAUCGAAUAUCAAUAGUAGAUUUACUUGCAGACAUAUAGAAAUAAAUCCAGGAAUUAUCACGGAAAGAAUUAAAUUUAUAAAAGAAUUAAACAAAUAAAAAUUAGAUAAAUAUGAACUAGACAAAUAGGGAUUAGAUAAACAAGAAUUAGCAAAAGUAUAUUUGAGGGAACGGACACAAAGUUUGAAGAACCUUACGUAAAGAAGGAUAUCAUAGUAGGAUGGCUAAGAAUUGCCAGAAAGAAAUCUUGCAUCUCAAAAGUCAAAGAGAAAAAUGUUUAGAGUUUGCUAAAAUCUAUUAAAUCAUGAUAAAGAAUUUUGUUAAACUGUUAUAUUUUCUGAUGAAACAAAAAUAAAUUUAUUUAGCGCGACCUCUAUAACUCCGCUAAUCUUCACCAUCAACACAGAUGUACGUUAAAUUUUGAAAGUGACUAUGUAUUUGAUUGAUGUUGUUAUUGACAUAUAGAUCUAAUUAUGACAUGACGUAUUUUAGGUGUUACUCGAGAUAGUUUGUGUGAUAUGACAACAAUAAUAAGGGCAGAGCUAAAGCUAGAAUAGCUGAGUUUUUUGUUUAUUGAAUAGGUCUUAUAGGUAUAGGAUAUAUCAUCGCUGUUGUUCUACUAUAAUCUUGCAACGGUAGAAGAUAGAAAAGAAUUUCAUCAGGUAAAAUUUUGAUUAAUCUAGCCGUAGGUGUCCACUCUAAAAGUAACGGUAUUUUGAAUAUUUCAAAAUCACCUGUAUAUCUUUAAAUGGAAUUAUAAAUUUUUGUAUACAUCGAUCGAUCUUUAAAUUGUUUAUAAAAAGCUAUUAAAGCACUUAUAUCGAGAACUGAUUAAUUUCAAAUAUGUUUUAAUCUUAAUAUUGUAAAAUUUAUUAUAUGGAAAAUGACAACGCAACAUUUCCAUAUUUCUGUUUUCUUUGCCUUUCAUACACUCAGUUUGAUGAAAUCUUUUAAGCUAUGUAGUUUCAGCUACAAGUACAGAUUGAUCUAUAAAAAAGAUUUAUAAAUUUACUUAAAAAAAUAGACUUAAAAAUAGACAUGAAAAAGUGUGUGACUUAAGAUCCCGAUCGUGCGUUAUUUGAAACUGUUUAAUUUCGCUUAAUAAAAUAUUUUUCUAUCUUUUACAGUUUCGGAGUUAUAGCUUGACUUUUUGACAAUUUGUUACGUGGGAGACCUCGUAUAUAUAUACAUGUAUAUUAUAGGUGCGAGUGCUCAAGUACUAUCUAUUUAAACAUUGUUGCACUAUCGGCAUAUAGUUGAUAAUCAUUUUACGCGACACAAUAAUUUUACAGCACAAACUGAACGUUUUGUACUUAUACAGUUUCAUGUAUAUUCAGUAUAGCGAAUAUGUACUAUUAAACAUUACAGAAUCUUUAGUAAAGUUUUUUAAAGCACUGCACAUACAAUUGUAAUGCAUUUAAAUUUUUAAAAUAAUAUACAUAUUUUAAAUGAAAUAUAAAAAAUAAUAGCUUCCAGCAUAGAAUCAGUAAAUAAAGCUCAAAUAUAAAUUGAUAAGCAUCGUUGCAUUACAAUGUAAUAUUGUUAUCGCUCUUUUUGUUCAAACGAAUCUCUAGUACAAUAUGAGAUUCUUUUGCAAACAAUAAAUUUAUGCUCGGUGAGCUAAUCAUAGCUAAUCAUAUAUGUAAAGCAGAUAAUAUUUAGCUCUGACGCAGUCAUUGAAUAACAUAAGGUCCAAGAUGCACAAUCCGAAGUUAAGAAAUGUUGCCAAAUGUUAAUCUCAGUCAUCAUCAAGCAUGAGUCAAUGUGUUUUCGAGAUGUAAUACACACCUUGAAUCGCAAUUGUGAAUACGUAUUAGUUCAUUAUUUUUAAGAGAUUAAUAUAGAUAAAACUAAUAGAUGCAGAAAUUUCCGUACAAAUCUUGUGGAAUUCAAUCAUGUAAUCAUGUCUACUGAAAAAGAGGAAGUGUUAUUUAAUGAAAAUGAAAAUAUGCCGAAGAAAAAAACGGAAAAUGUAUAUAAUUCCGAAGAAAAUUUUGAACCACCUGAUGGUGGUUGGGGUUGGGUUGUAGUAGUAGCAGCUGGAUUUUCUAAUCUUUGUAUAUUAACAAUGUUGCAAUCUUUCGGAUUAAUAUUUAGAGACAGAUUUGCAGAACUAGGAAUCAAUUCGUCACAAACAACGACUAUAAUAAAUAUAAAUUUUGCAGUAAAUUCUUGCACUGGUUUAGCUAAUGGUCCUCUGUUUAGAAAAUACAACUAUAGGCAAGUAGCUUUCGUAGGCACUCUAAUUUGCGCUGUAUCGAUCACAGCGUUGUCAAUGACAAGAACUUUUACCGGAGCUUUAAUUUUCUUUUCUAUUUUAUACGGUGCUGGACUUGGUAUAACGAUGUCAUCAAAUACUAUAGCUUUAAAUGCUUACUUCAAAAAGAAAAUAAGAAUUGCUAUUAGCCUUAGCUGGACCUGUACUGGCAUAGGACCAAUAAUAAUGCCGCAAAUAAUUACAUUGCUGACGCCAAUAUACGGUAUGGAAGGUACUAUACUUAUUUUUGGCGGUUUUGCAUUUAACGCCGUAGUUUGUGCUCUUCUGUUGCAACCUGCUUCUUGGCAUGUAAAAAAAGGACGAGAUAUAGAAAAAUCUCCGAAUAUCAAAAACGUGAAUGCCGAAGAAUUGCCAAUGACUGAUAAGAUAACGACGAAUGUUACUUGUCAAAGUACAUCGUUGGAAAAUGUUGCCAAGAAUACGCAAAGUAAUUAUAGUAUUUCGAAUCUUGUGAAAAGAAAGUUUGGAAGCCAAUAUUUGUAUUAUGACGAUGAAGAAUAUGGUGCUUCCGGUAUAGACGUAAUGAGUCCUGGAACACCAAUGAUGUCCCGAGCUAAUGAUGGAUGGUUCUCUAGAAGAAACACUUCAACUACGUCGAUGACGUCUAAAUCAUCGAGAAAGGAAAGCUUUUCAUGGACUCCAAGCCCAACACCAUCGAUAAAUUUAAGUAGACAACCCAGCCUUAAUAAAAGGUCGUCGGUUAAAACUCUUAAUAGACCAAACAGUGAGACAGAAAAAAAUAGAAGAAGACGUUUGAGUUAUCAACCAUCCACCGCUCCAUUGAUUAUCGCUAGCGAAUCUUGCGAACAUGCUGCGUAUUUUGAAGAUUGCAAAGAUCCAAAUUGUCAGCAUAAAUUGCAACAAAAUUCAAUAAUGCUCGAAGAAUUUGAAAAUAAUCAACUCUUGAAGAAGGAAUGUGUGGAGAAGACGACAAAGAAAACGUUCUUGGAAGCAUUGAUAAUCUUUUUCGACCUAGAUCUCCUUCGCGAUUUUGUUUACGUAAAUAUAAUGUUGGGUAUUACCUUCGCCAAUUUCGCAGAGUUAAAUUUUUCGCUCUUAACGCCGUUCAUAUUGAGCGAACGUGGAUUAUCAAAAAUUGAGAUUGCGACUGUGAUGUCAAUUCUUGCUAGUUUCGACGUGGCCACUAGAUUGACAAUUCCUUUUAUUGCCGACUUUAUCGGAUGGCAAAAUAGGACUUUCUUUCUAGUUGGUGUUUGUGGAAUGGCAGCAGGUCGUAUUGUUUUAGCACACGUUCAAAAUUUUGGAGUUACCUUGGCAGUUGCGGUUCUAAUUGGUGCUGGGAAAGCUUUGAAAACAAUCUUUAUGGCCCUUGCAAUCCCUAGUCAUGUUCCUCUGUCGAAGCUUCCAGCUGCGACUGGUAUACAACUUCUAACUUGUGGCAUUGUUUCAUUGUCCUUAGGACCAAUAGUUGGUUGGAUUAGAGACGUAACUUCAAAUUACGCAAUUAUGCUUCAUUUUUUGAACAUUUUCACCUACUUGACUGUAAUUUCGUGGUGGUUAGAAACCUACUUUACGGAACGAAAGUCAACGACAGCAGAAGAAGAAAAAGACAUCAAAUAAAUUAAACAUUUAACACGCUGACGAUUCAUGCAACUCUAACACCGAGUAUUGUUCUUCUCCUUUUUCGUUGACGUAGAAUGAAUAGAACGUCUUGUUUCCCUCUUUUUUGAAUAUGGAAAUUUUCAUUAUUUAAAACAAACUUAUGAAUUAACAGAAAAUAAUCUGUUUGUUAGUUCAGUCUCGAUUAGAUCACUGGAAUUAAAUUUCCUCGGCAAUCAACGUGUUUUUCCAUGAUAUGGAAUUUUUACGACGACAAAUAAACGAGCACGUAUUUCGUAUUUAUUUAUAACAAAAAAUGCUGUAUGAUCAUAUACAUAUGUAUAAACAAAUAACAAGUAAUUAACAAUGUAUUUAAAUUAUGUAAAUGUUAACAUUGAAUUUUAGAUAUGAGCUUUUCUGAGAUAAGAAGAAGAUAUGAAUACUGCUGAUUAUCUAUCCUUUCGUAUUAUUACGAGCAAUUUUAAUUCAUUGUUGUAACGUGAAUCGUAAAAUGUAGGCGGAUGAUAUUUUUAUACACUUGAAGUGCUAAAUGAUGUAAACAUAAAAAUUAGGACAACACGAUGCUAUAUGAUUUUACAUUAAUAACGAAAUAUUUUCAGUUUACGCGAUAUGCAAUGACAAAGCAUUAUAAAGAUAAAGAUUAGAUUAAUCAGCGGUACGUACUUGACUUUAUCGUUUACAAGGUAGAAUUCACUUUGUGCGGAAAACUUCUCUCAGUACCUGCCAUGUUAGAAACGUAAGACUGAUAUCAACGUCGUUUAUUGUAAUUACUCUAUUAUGCUGUAAAAUUGUCUUAAUUUCGUUUAAGUACAUUGUUAUGAAAUUGUGUGAGCGUAACUCAUGUCUUUUAUGUUGAAAAGAAUGGCAAAAUGUGUUCACUAAAAAAUAAGUGAAACCUUUUACGUUAUAAUACUGUUAUUUGUUAUUAGGAAUUAAUCUGUUGUGUUAAUUUUUUAAGCUGUUAUUACUAUCAUUGUUAUUAGAAAUUAAUCCCGUUUAAAUGUAAAUGAUAUAACCACAUGAAACGCAACAUUAGGUAAUAUAACUUUUAAACAUACGUAAGAUGUUAACCGAACAAUUGUAAAGAAGAUUACUUAAAAGCUAAUAUAUUUUUAUUGUUAAUGUUCUGUGAACGAAGAUGAUAUAAAUAAAGAAGCCAAUGCAAUCAUA
Messenger RNA from Bombus huntii, 5778 nucleotides. RefSeq lists its product as uncharacterized. The coding region runs from base 2653 to 4608 and encodes 651 amino acids. The record is from RefSeq and is a predicted model, not a curated record. Gene Ontology annotation, biological process: monocarboxylic acid transport; transmembrane transport. The transcript has 11 exons. Gene Ontology annotation, molecular function: monocarboxylic acid transmembrane transporter activity. NCBI's taxonomy places the organism in Eukaryota, Metazoa, Arthropoda, Insecta, Hymenoptera, Apidae.